Messenger RNA from Aspergillus oryzae RIB40, 1599 nucleotides. Its product is annotated as Zn(II)2Cys6 transcription factor. The coding region runs from base 1 to 1599 and encodes 532 amino acids. Gene Ontology annotation, molecular function: DNA-binding transcription factor activity, RNA polymerase II-specific; DNA binding; zinc ion binding. NCBI's taxonomy places the organism in Eukaryota, Fungi, Ascomycota, Eurotiomycetes, Eurotiales, Aspergillaceae. The record is from RefSeq and is a predicted model, not a curated record. Gene Ontology annotation, biological process: DNA-templated transcription; regulation of DNA-templated transcription. The transcript has a single exon.
AUGGACCCCUCGUCCAGUCCCUCCUCUACCCUACCCCCUUCUGUCCCCGUUGCCUGUCUUAACUGUCGCGAGAAACAUCUCAAGUGCGAUGGUAAUCUGACAGGAUGUACCCGGUGCAAGGACUUGAGUCUCUUUUGCCACUUUGUACCGAGCCGCCGAGGGAGACGAGGACGGCCUUGGCCCUAUUCAGGUGCAAUGGGAGACUAUCCUCCACUACCUGUCGAGCCCACCGGCAAUGCAAUGAUGACCCCUUUAGAUUCCUUAGCAUGUGCUGCUCCACAGGGGGACGCGACCUGUUCAUCGCUCCCCCCUCGGAUCGACAACCAGCUGGUUACGUUGUUUUUCCUCCAUUUCCAUCAGGCCCACCCAUUCUUGCCGCCUCGCGACGCAUUCCUGCAUUCUUCUCCCCCAAUCUACUUGCUGGACGUGGUACAGUUCAUCAGCGUACAUUACCUCCCUGCCAGUAAUGUUCCAGACCACACCCACCAGCUAUGCACGGCCGUCCAGGAGGCAGAAGCCAGCCUUGAGAAGGUCCAAGCCCUUUUACUCCUAUCGAUCAUCAUGCAUGCACGAACCCAGCCGCGAGAGGCGAAGGAAUGGCUUGGUGACGCGAUUUCUUUGAGUCUGGAUCUAGGACUUCACUGCCGGGAAUUUUCUGAGGCUUUGGAGAUCCAGAAUCCUGUGCGGGCUGAGAGUGCUCGGCGUACGUGGUGGGAGAUCUUCAUUAUUGAUACCCUUCUGGCGGCUGUGCAAGUCGAUGGUGCUUUACAGCUGACAGUAGAGACACUCGAUAUUCCCCUGCCUUGUGAGAUGGACGAAUACCAGGAUGGCCGCUUGGGGAUUGUUCCAAUCUCACUGCGUGAUAUGGAUCGUCAGGCACUGUUCCACAAUGAUGGCGAUUUCUCAUCCGCAGCGUACAGGGCCGAAGCAGCGACAAUACUUCGAAAGUGCCUGAUCGCAAGCGGGAAUCAUGUCUCCCAUGAAACUAUCAAUAUCCUCGAUGUCACCAUUUCGGCGUGGUUCCACCGGUUGCCCAGCGGCAAGCAGGCGAUGUUGCAUCAUAAUGGUGACGUGGAUCAAAUGAUAUUCCAAUCUUUUAUGAUAAUGCACUGCGCCUCAAUAUACUUGCACUUCCCAAAAUCAUAUCUCCUUGCAUUUCUACCGGUGACUAGCCACAUAUUUUGUUCUCGACCCCCCACCUUCACGUCGAGUUCCGCAAACCCUCAAAUACACACAGCCAAGGUAUACGGCGCGGCGGUCAACCUAUCCAAGCUUGCCUCCUUGACGACCAGCGUGGCUAGUCAUAGCCCCUUCUUCGUCUGCACUCUAGUCCUAAGUUCCAUCGUCCAACUCGCUGUCUUUACUGCUGAUCCCCAGCAAUCGAGCCGUACAGGCCGAAGCUUCCUAGCCUUGAAUAUCGGCGUCCUAAAAUCCAUGGGGCAUGUGUGGACGAUCGCGGCGACUUCGAUGGCGCGCAUCCGCGAUGUAGCUGUCGAGCUUGAGUCGGCGCUUGCCAGGGAGAGCAGAGCGCUGUUAGAUGAUCACUUGACCCAGUCCGUUUUAGUCGACUCUCAAGGUUUGGACGUAACAUUUUUAUAA